This is a messenger RNA of Arthroderma uncinatum, 4266 nucleotides long. RefSeq lists its product as uncharacterized. Gene Ontology annotation, cellular component: cytoplasm; TORC1 complex. The record is from RefSeq and is a predicted model, not a curated record. Gene Ontology annotation, molecular function: protein-macromolecule adaptor activity; protein binding. The transcript is spliced from 6 exons. Bases 1 to 4266 code for a protein of 1421 amino acids. Gene Ontology annotation, biological process: cellular response to amino acid stimulus; positive regulation of protein serine/threonine kinase activity; TOR signaling. NCBI's taxonomy places the organism in Eukaryota, Fungi, Ascomycota, Eurotiomycetes, Onygenales, Arthrodermataceae.
AUGAGCAGAAAUGCGCCUUCGCUUCCCCGCUACAGUAUGACGCAGGAGGUAGAGAGGGCCCCUGGGCCGAGCCAGAAUAGGACGGUCCGGGUCUCGUUCGAGUCUACUGCCGACACUCAAGCCUCCAGCCCGGUUAUACAGCCGACUACUUCGGGCAGCGGUGGUCACCAUAGAUCAGCCACCAGCAGCGGCGUCCAGCUCCACAAUGGGCCCAAAUCAACCGACUAUGCGAGAGAAGACUCGUAUUCCUCUACAAACGAGUCUAGGCCGGUAUCGCGGUCGAGGCCGAACAUAAACGGCCGACGGAAGCCUGCUUUGAUUCGCGCAAAGAGUGAGCAUUGGCAUGACCUGGGUUCGGAGAGUCGGGCGCUCGGAAACGAAGAGGAAGACUUCCAGCUCCGUCAUGGCUGGCAGGAUGAAUACACAUCAAGUGAAUACUUGAAGAUUUUGAACUCCAACUUCUACAUGUACUUCACCGAAAAACGCCAUGACAGCAACGGGAUCCCGAAACAACCAGAUGAAACCUGGAGAAGCCAGGACUGGCGUAUGAGAGACAGGCUGAAGACUGUCUCGGCAGCACUUGCUAUCUGUCUUAAUAUCGGGGUAGACCCUCCGGACGUAGUAAAGACGAACCCGGCAGCUAAGCUUGAAUGCUGGGUCGACCCGACUUCCACGACUGGCGCUCAGAAUAAGGUUAUGGAACAAAUUGGAAAGAAGCUACAGGAGCAGUACGAAACCCUCAGUUUGCGGACCCGAUAUAAACAAUACCUGGAUCCCUCCGUGGAGGAAACGAAGAAGUUUUGCAUAUCUUUACGGCGAAAUGCAAAGGAUGAAAGAGUAUUAUUCCAUUACAAUGGUCAUGGUGUCCCUCUUCCCACGCCUUCCGGUGAAAUUUGGGUAUUCAACAAGAAUUAUACGCAAUAUAUUCCGGUUUCCCUAUACGAUUUACAGACUUGGCUCGCUGGGCCCAGCUUGUUCGUUUUCGAUGUGUCGCAUGCAGGCAAUAUUGUGCAGAAUUUCCACGCCUUCCUUGAAAAGCAUGAAAAGGAAAACGCCGAGGCUCGAAAGAGAGAUCCCAUUGCAUCACUACAGAAUUAUGGCGAUUGCAUUUUACUUGCUGCUUGCGAGAAGAAUGAGACUCUUCCCACAAACCCCGACCUACCUGCCGAUCUUUUCACAUGCUGUCUCACCACUCCUAUUGAAAUAGCUUUGAGGUAUUUUGUGCUGCAGAAUCCCUUGCAGACAAGUCUUUCCGUGGAUGAAUUUAGAGUUCCGGGCCGUUUACAGGAUAGACGAAGCCCGUUGGGUGAACUCAACUGGAUAUUCACAGCAAUUACCGAUACCAUUGCUUGGAACACGCUUCCACGCCCCUUAUUCAAAAAACUAUUCCGGCAAGACCUCAUGGUUGCUGCAUUAUUCCGAAACUUCCUCCUGAGUGAGCGAAUCAUGAGAACACAUGAAUGUCAUCCAAUCUCUUCGCCCAAAUUACCCAUCACUCACACCCACCCUCUCUGGCAGAGUUGGGACUUGGCUGUUGAAAUGGUUCUCGCCCAGCUUCCAGCUCUUAUCGAACAAGAGGAAGGCACUAGACAUUACGAAUACCAGCAUUCUUCAUUCUUCGCUGAGCAACUUACAGCAUUUGAGGUCUACUUGUCCUCAGGGCCGACCGAAAAGAACCCUCCAGAUCAGCUCCCCAUCGUCCUGCAAGUCCUUCUUAGCCAAGCACACCGAUUACGUGCAUUGAUUCUAUUGAGUGGAUUCCUCGACCUGGGUCCUUGGGCUGUCCACCUUGCUCUCAGCAUCGGCAUCUUCCCAUAUGUCGUCAAAUUACUCCAGAGUGCCGCACAAGAGCUUAAACCCGUUAUGGUCUUCAUCUGGGCGAGGAUAAUGGCCGUUGACCAUACAGUACAAAAUGAUCUGUUGAAAGAUAAUGGUAUCCAUUACUUUAUCACCAUCCUUAACCCCGGCGCCCCCAUCCCUGUUGCGAAUGUUAGUGACCAUCGAGCCAUGUGUGCAUUCAUUGUUGCUGUUUUCUGCAAACAAUACCCUCAAGGGCAACAUGUCUGUUUGUCUCCAGAUCUUAUUGACGCAUGUCUGACUCAUUUGCUGGAUACCGAAAACCCAUUAUUACGCCAAUGGUCCUGUCUAUGCCUAAGUAUGCUAUGGAACGACUUCCCGGAAGCCAAGUGGAUGGGUAUUCGCGCUUCCGCUCCACCGAGGCUUUGCGAGCUGUCGACUGAUCCAGUCCCAGAGGUCAGAGCAGCAAUGUUACAUGCUCUCACUAGCUUUAUCGGUAUCCCGGAUCUCACUGAUCAAGUAGCUCAAAUUGAAGAAUACCUCGCUGUGGCUGUUCUCCCAAUGGGCUCUGACGGUAGCGUCCUUGUGCGAAAGGAGUUCUUAGUUUUCGUAUCAACAUUCGUCAAGAGAUACCAAAACAAAUUCAUCGUGGCCGCAUACGAACAGCUGCUCGAGGAAAAGCACGUCUUAAAAACCCAGCCCGUGGGUUCUCCGCUGAUGCAGCCUCCUCAGCCAUAUGAUGGUGGUGUAUCUUAUAGUACCAUUAUCGGUUCGAUCUGGAAACUGGUCCUUAUCCUCUCCGUUGACCCUCACCCAGAUGUUGCUCAAGAUGGCGGUAUCAUCGUUGAUUAUGUACACAAAAUGCUUCUAGAAUCACCCAUGGGCAACUUGGCUCGUAAAGCGAGGGAUGACAUUCUUGAUUUAUAUAGCCGUGCUCAGUCGAAGAAAACACAGCAGCAAGAGGCUGUUGAUAACGCCAGACCCAAGACUCCUCCAAGCCAACAAGUUCCUAAGACUGAAGGAUACCUCUCCUUGAGCUUACGAAGGACUGCCAGCGUUGCAGCAUCCUUGAAAAACAUGGCUUUUGGAUCUUCAUCAACUAGUCUUCAGGCUCCGGGCUCUCCAAGCUCAGCGACAUUUGCUAGGCCUCAGCCACCCAAAGGCCGUGUCCCAGUCACGCCAAGAGGCCGAGCACCUGUUGAAUGGACGAGACCUCCAGAGGUGAAUGACCAGCGUGCUUCUGCAAGGUCAUACCACCAAGCGCCCACACCAUCUUCGAGAGGGUUUAAAUCAAGAGACAUGAAACAAGAGCCUACUAUCCCAUUAGUUAGUAGAUUCUUAGACUGGUCUACAGAAUACUUCCGAGAGCCCCAAAUGAAGCCCAACGAACCAGAUGAACCCGGUAGUUCAGACUAUAAUGAACGCUUGUGGCGCCGGAGUAGGAACGAAAAGAUCAUUGUUGAAACGCAACCAAUGAAAGAUAAAGCGGGAAGUACUCGCUGGGAUAAUUCUGUUUCCCUGAUAAACAACUCUACCCAGCCAAUGAAGAUGUGUUUCCAUCAAUUUGAGGACCAUCUUGCUGUAGCCGAUGACCGGGACACAAUAUGCAUCUGGGAUUGGCAAUCAAACACCUAUCUCAAUCGAUUUUCCAAUGGCAAUCCGCUCGGUUCUAAGAUUAAUGAAGUUCGCUUCAUUAACGAAGACGACCAAGCUCUUUUGAUGACUGGUUCUUCCGAUGGUGUAUUAAAAUUAUUCCGCAGCUAUGAGUCGAAUAAGAACGUUAAAGUUCUUACGGCAUUCCGUGCCCUGCCUGAGCUAAUACCCAGUAACAAAAAUGCCGGGCUCGUUCUUGACUGGCAGCAAGGGCAAGGGAAAGCUCUAGUGGCGGGAGACGUGAAAGUUAUCCGGGUAUGGAAUGCUGCAACUGAAGUCUGCACAACGGAUAUAUCUGCCCGCUCUGGUUCUUGCAUCACUUCUUUGACAUCCGACCAGGUAGCCGGUAACAUUUUCGUUGCAGGAUUUGGCGAUGGGGCAGUUCGUGUUUUCGACCAGCGCUUAAAAUCCACGACUGCAAUGGUAAAGGUUUGGAGAGAACAUAAACAAUGGAUCACCAAUGUCCACAUGCAACGAGGUGGCGUCAGAGAAUUGGUAUCCGGAAGUCGCAACGGCGAAGUUCGACUAUGGGAUCUAAGAAUGGAUCACUCCAUUGACUCCACUCAGGCGACCAAGGAUACACUCCGAACCUUGGGCGUCCAUGAACAUGCUCCUGUUUUCACAAUUGGAACUAAUCGCCGCGAGGUGAAGACCUUCAAUGUUGACGGCACCCACCUUUCCACCUUUGAACCCCACAGCAGCUUUUUACAUCACAGCCGUUCCUCCCCAGUCGUCAGCACUGUAUUCCACCCGCAUAAAAUGCUUCUAGCUUGCUCGACCCUCAACGAUAACCAUAUCAACCUUGUUUCCUGCUGA